CCAGGCUUCUUCCUGUGCCACACACAGUGCGUCGUGCAAGAUUGCUUGCGUGCUCUGCUUUCUCUCUCUCCGUCGAAUGGAGAUCUCCGUACGAAAUAUACAAUCUUAGAUUCGUGGUCAGAAAAGCUAAUGGCAUCAAUCAUGACAGGAUUUGACGAUUGGAAUCUGCAAAUCGUCCCAAAUACAAUUGAAAGAUUCUCCACCACUCAGCCUGCAAAUUUAUGCAUUAUCAAACCACUCUGUACCGCGCAAAAUUCGACCAGCCUCUUCAUAAAGCGACGCCCUCGUCCAUUCACUCAUGACUUCCUCGAAUGAUUUCAAAAAUUCCUCUCCUCGAGCACACUGUUGCUGCCGCGCCGAACGUCGGAGCUGAGACCGCCCGCCUGCCGCCGCCCUCGUACGACCCUUGUCCAGUAUUCCACGCGGUGGCACAUCGUACACUGUGGCGUAGAAAGGCGAGGCACGGACUCGAGACGAUGGCCAGCCAGGCAGCACUGCUCGGCGCAUGGAUCCUUCGCUGACCUGCAUGGACUGCGUUCCGCUGCCCUUUUGUCGCACACUGAUCGAUCCCCCGAUUGCAAGGUUGCGGCCCUUCAAUCUCGUGCGAUUUUGCUCCGCGUUCAGACGAGCGUGCAGAUGGUGUUGCACGGGCCAUGUGGUUCGUGAAUUGGACCUGCAUGGCCUCGUCCUGCGGUUCUUAAUUUCCUGCCUUCUUCUUUUUCCACCCUGCCCCGGGCUUAUUCGCCCAUUUGGAUCAUCGGCGUUUCUUUGAUGAAUCCCCCCGUUGUCGUGGCCCUACUGAGGCACCCAUUCAAAUAGAGUACUCGCCCAAGCAAGAAUUUUGUGCCUCAGGCGCUGGGUUCCACUCGGGAAUCUCGUCAUUUGAGCUUUGUCUUUUAGAAUUUUGCCUACAAGCCACACAGAGAUAUGUGAUAUUAUGCUUCCAACCUCCCGUCGGCUAUGGCAGCAGCAGGAAUAUGUGAGCUAUCUUCGCGUAUAGACUUGCUUUAAAUCUAGCGGCUACACGUUUCAAGCUUUGGCCAUGGGCACCUAGAAAUCGUGGGCAGGAUCCGUGGAGGCUUGAAGCUGUUGCCUACGUGCCGAAUGUUUUUCGACGGAUGAGAAUUAAGAUUGUAGCCCAGCCCAGCACAGCUCAGCUUGAUGGCCCUCCCUGCCCAGUCCUGCCGUGUCUGAUGUAGGUUAUCAGAGGAUCGAUGGGGAAAGAAAAUCAAGGCGUUGACAACAACAAUAUCAGCUCCGGAAUUUGGCCAAAACGGUCGCGUUAUAUUCGUGCAUCUGUACCCCGUCCCGACAGUCAAUCUGCAUCUGCAUCUGCAUCUAUGUGUUUGACACUUUCUGAUGGAGGUGAUAUCUCUCCCGGGCGGGGCUCAAAAGCUGCGCCUCUUGCUCAUCACUGGUCGAGUUUUCAGUGUGCAUUUGAUGGAUCUGAGAUCUCAUUCCGUGCAUCGACCCGAGAGACGAUCGAUCAUGUGGCAUGGGGCCGGCAUGUGGCUGACGGCCCCUAUUUGCGUUCGCCUUGUUCUUCGAGCAUCUCUCGGUCGGUUCCCAGCAAGAAAACACGGAGGAAUGAUUCCUUCGCUUGCUGUUGGAACACAAGCAUGAGGGUUGUGCCCGAGUCCUGGAAAGAUAGAGAAAUUGCAGUCGAGAGCGAAGGAGACAGUGAUGACCGAAUCUCCAGAGCAUUCUCAUCUGGCCCAUAUUAUCUGAUACAACCAACCUAUGGCUCACGUCGAGAUCGAGUCCUGGCACGAAAUGAAACGAAAUGUGCGUACAUGACGAUGAUUCUUUUCCUUCCUUUACACCUUAACCAUUUUCGGGAAUUCAGAGUUCGAGAGUGCUGCAAAGUCUCCUGGCAGGGGGUGGAUUUCUCAUUAAAGUUAACCGUACUUGAGAUUGGCAGUAGAGCGCAGCUGGGAGCGAGGGAUGCGGCUAGGCUAGACAGAGAACGGAAUCAUCCGGUACUGUCCACAGAGAAGAUUAUUCUUACUAUCGGACCAGCUUGUCUCCGUACACGGCAGAAUUGCAUCAGCUCAGGGUAUCUGCAUGUGAACAGAGUGGGAAUCUCGCAUGGUUUAUGCUUCAUCAUUUUCUUCUGGACAGCAGGCUUGCUGAGCGCACACGUGAGCAGAAGCGCAGAGUUCCGGGAGAGAUCCACACGUAAAGCAUCUUCUGAUCCAGCAACACUCGAGCGAGAUAGUGAGAAAGAGAGAAUCACAACGCAUGGCAUGCGUAGGAAGACAAUGUUGAGAUAAUCUUGUAGGCCCUUGCCUUAACCGUCGCCCAUGCGUCUAUCUUGUACCUAGCGCAGGAUACUCGAUCUUUGUUCAAGGGCGUUUCUUUAGCCGCUCAAUCUUUCACGCCAGGACAUCGAGCAUCUUCCAUGACGGGAGGUUUCAAGAGAAACUCGACGACUCCAUGUCCUUUUCCUUGUCGACUAGCAAUAUCAG
Molecule: messenger RNA, 2468 nt
Organism: Marchantia polymorpha subsp. ruderalis
Lineage: Eukaryota; Viridiplantae; Streptophyta; Marchantiopsida; Marchantiales; Marchantiaceae
Source: the annotation of a GenBank genome assembly